UCUCCUCUCUCAUAUAUAUCCACUUAGGCAAGAGCAGUGUGCCCACUACUACGUACUUCCCAAUCCUCCUAAAAUGGAGAAAACAAGGCCCUCAGACCAAGUUGUCAUCACCCUCGACCAGCAUAUACCUAAACCAUCCUCCAUGGAGACCCAAAAUCUUGAGGAGAAACCCAAACUCCCCUUAAGAGCCCAAACCCUUAACCGUCUCAGCUUCUCAAAACCCAAAUCCCGAAUCCUAGAAUACAACUAUGCCCCCCGCAACAAACUCUUUGCCACCUCCGAAGAAGGUGACCUCAUUCAACCCACCUACAAGCUAUCUUCCAACGAGGAAGACGAUGAUGAGGAUUGGGAGUGGGACAAAGAAGAAACGGAGGAGGAUGGGUCAGAGCACGACCCCAAGUUGCACCAAAAGAGGAAGUUCAAAGUGAAGUGGAGGCUCUUGGUGGAGUGGGUUUUGUUCCUCAACAUAUUGACAUGCUUGGUGUGUUCUUUGACUAUAUCUUCCAUAACCAACAUGCACCUGUGGGGUUUGGAGAUUUGGAAGUGGUGUUUGAUGGUAAUGGUCACAUUUAGUGGCCGUUUGGUUUCAGGUUGGGUGGUUGGUGUAACGGUUUUCAUGAUCGAGCGCAACUUCAUGCUACGAGAGAAGGUGCUGUACUUCAUCUACGGUCUCCGAAACAGCAUAAGAAACUGUCUCUGGUUGGGCCAGGUCCUACUCUCCUACUGGAGCGUGGUCUUCGACGACGUCCAAAAGAAGAACCACAAGUUCCUCAACAAGGUCUUCCAGGCCUUGGUGGCGGUCCUAGUGGGCGCCACCAUAUGGCUGGUCAAGAUCGUGCUGGUCAAAAUGCUCGCCUCCUCCUUCCACGUCACCACCUACUUCGACAGAAUGAAGGAGAGCGUCUUCCAUCACUACAUUCUAGACACUCUCUCGGGCCCUCCCAUGGAGGACGCCGAGGAGAUACUCCUCCAGCACUGCCUCGCCGGGUCCAAGUCGAUGCCGGCGAGGCGGAACAAGCUGAAGGAGGCCAGGAACUUGUACAAGUCCAACAAGUUCGGGUCCAGGAGGAUUGACAUGGAGAAGCUGAGGGAGCUGAGCAUGGAGAGCACUGCGUCCGCGUGGAGCGUCAAGAGGCUUGUCAACUAUGUUAGGUCUUCGGGCUUGUCCACCAUUUCAAGGACUGUGGAUGAUUUUGGCAACGCCGAGUCUGAGAUUAGUAGUGAGUGGGAAGCUAGAAACUGCGCCCAGAGGAUUUUCAAGAACGUUGCCAAACCUGGGGCCAAGUAUAUUGAAGAGGAGGAUCUGAUGAGAUUUUUGAAGAGGGUUGAGAUUCAUACCAUAUUUCCACUGAUUGAAGGUGCUCUUGAAACGGGCAAGAUCAGCAGGUCUUCAUUUAGAAAUUGGGUGAUUAGAGCAUAUUAUGAAAGAAAAGCCCUAGCACAAUCACUGAAUGAUACGAAAACAGCAGUGCAGCAGCUUCACAAAAUAGCAAGUGGAAUUGUUAGUGUGAUAAUAAUCAUAGUGAUGCUUUUGGUGAUGGGGGUGGCUACGCUGAAGAUUAUAUUAUUCUGUAUUACACAAACAGUUUUGAUAGGUGUUGCCUUCCAAGGCACUUGCAAGACUGUAUUGGAGGCCAUCAUCUUUGUCUUCGUCAUGCACCCUUUUGAUAUUGGAGACCGCUGCGUCAUUGAUGGAGUUCAGAUGAUUGUGGAAGAGAUGAAUAUCUUGACGACGGUGUUUCUUCGAUAUGACAAUGAGAAAAUAUACUACCCAAACGCAGUUUUGCUCAAUAAGCCAAUAAGCAAUUUCUAUAGGAGUCCAGAGAUGUGGGAUUCAAUUGAUUUCACCAUUGAUGUCUCAACUCCCAUGGAGACCAUCCUUUCACUCAAGAAAUCCAUGCAAAUCUACAUUGAGAGCAAGCCAAAGUAUUGGAAUCCAAAACACAGUAUGAUAGCAAAGGGAAUUGAUAACGUGGACAAGAUAAAGUUGUGCUUAUCUGUGCAACAUACGAUCAACCAUCAGAACUACGGUGAGCGAAACGUUAGGAUAACGGAGCUACUCUUGGAAAUGAAGAAGAUCUUUGAGAUCCAUGGUGUCAAGUACAGUCUUCUUCCUCAGGAGAUCCAGAUUACCCAUAUGAACAUUGAAAAUGGGAAAGUUCUGUUUCAAUCAUGAAGUAGCUACACUUUCAAUCUCUUUCCAUUUCCUCCUGGAAAUAAAUACCACAACAAUCACUUGGUUUGAAACUUUCAAAUUAUUUUGCUUUCAAACAUCAACUCUACUAUAUAUGCUCUAAUUGCACUAUGUUAUCAACCGGAAUUACGGUGUUAUAUAUAUGCAUUAUUAGCUUACUGGGAAUAUCAGUGUAACUUGUUUAUUGAGCUAACUCAUCUACGAGGAUAAUGUAUGUUUAUUGUGCUAAACUUCGUAUAACUAUUUUUUUUA
Molecule: messenger RNA, 2446 nt
Organism: Cajanus cajan (pigeon pea)
Lineage: Eukaryota; Viridiplantae; Streptophyta; Magnoliopsida; Fabales; Fabaceae
Product: mechanosensitive ion channel protein 10
Biological process (GO): detection of mechanical stimulus; transmembrane transport; monoatomic anion transport
Cellular component (GO): plasma membrane
Molecular function (GO): mechanosensitive monoatomic ion channel activity
Source: RefSeq, a predicted model, not a curated record